GGGUAUUCUGUCCCGUCCCGCGUGCCGUCCCAACCCGCGUUGCUAAGGCAACCAGAAACAAAUGCCGGCGCCUCAUCUCCGCCUCCGGGAAAGGGGCUCGUCGGGGGCUGAGUCCGCGGCUUUCCUACCUUUCCUUCCGCCCCCGCUUCCCCAACAGUCUGCUCUUCGUGGCGCUCCGGAGGUGAAAAAAAGGCUUACUAAGAUACAAUGGCUAUUCCAUUCUCCAAUACCACUCAACGGAUUCCUCCAGGAUUUGCAAACCUGCUGGAAGGGCUUGCCAGGGAAGUCUUGAGGAGCCAACCUGAAGAUAUACCAACCUUUGCAGCCAAGUAUUUUGAAACUCUUCUCAUUGAAAGAGAGAAAACUGGAUAUGAUCCCUGUGAAUGGGGAGCAAAGCUAGAAGAUCGAUACUACAAUAACCGUGCUUUUAACGAACUUGCACCACCUGGGGGUGGCGAUAAACCAGAGGAGAAGAAAGAAGAACCUGCUGCACAACCAGAGGAGGCUGUUGAGAAACCAGGAACAGAAGGUAGCAGUAUUAGUUUUACAGAAGAACAAGCAGCCACAAAAAUUCAGGCCACUUACAGGGGGUACAAAACAAGAAAAGAAGUAAAAGGUUCGAAAGAAGUGGAAGAAGAAGAAGAGGGAGUCAAAGAGGAAGCUGAAAAUGAAGCUGGAACGGAAGAGGGGAAAAGCAAGCUUGAGGAUGAAGAACCACAAUAAUCAGCCAGAACAGCCGUGCCAGCAGUCAGUUUUAAAACUGGCUUAAGGCAAAGUCACAUGGAUCUGGAAUAGAAGUGUGUGCCAAGUUUAUGAAAUAAACAACCAACUUUAAAAAAAAGAAAGAAA
Pogona vitticeps (central bearded dragon) is the source of this 849-nucleotide messenger RNA. It is a transcript of the gene SPA17, whose product is annotated as sperm autoantigenic protein 17. Gene Ontology annotation, molecular function: calmodulin binding. NCBI's taxonomy places the organism in Eukaryota, Metazoa, Chordata, Lepidosauria, Squamata, Agamidae. Gene Ontology annotation, biological process: binding of sperm to zona pellucida. The record is from RefSeq and is a predicted model, not a curated record. Gene Ontology annotation, cellular component: membrane.